CUCGUCCGUGAAAAGUGAUCGGCAAACUUAUUUAUUAAUUACUAAUUAAGGAAUAAGCAUUAAGAUGGUGCUCCCGUUAUUGCAGCGUUCCAGUCUUCGUGGCGUUCAACAAAUAACGAAGCCUUGGGCAGCUUCCAUUGGAAGCUUGCGUCUGGCCUCCCAGGAUUUUCGCGUGGAAAGCGACACCUUUGGCGAACUGAAGGUUCCCGCGGAUAAGUAUUAUGGCGCCCAGACCAUGCGAUCCCAGAUCAAUUUCCCCAUCGGCGGAGCUACUGAACGAAUGCCCAAACCCGUGGUGCAGGCCAUGGGCAUCCUGAAGAAGGCCGCCGCCGAGGUGAACAAGGAGUUUGGACUGGACAGCAAGGUGAGCGAGGCGAUCUCGAAGGCGGCCGACGAUGUGAUCUCGGGCAAGCUGUACGCCGAUCACUUCCCGCUGGUCAUCUGGCAGACGGGAUCGGGCACCCAGAGCAACAUGAAUGUGAACGAGGUGAUCAGCAAUCGUGCCAUUGAGCUGCUGGGCGGCAAGUUGGGCUCCAAGACGCCCGUGCAUCCCAACGAUCAUGUGAACAAGUCGCAGAGCUCCAACGACACCUUCCCCACGGCCAUUCACAUCUCGGUGGCGCUGCAGCUGAACAACAACCUCAAGCCGGCGAUCAAGACGCUGCACGAUGCGUUGCGGGCCAAGUCGGAGGAGUUCAAGGACAUCAUCAAGAUCGGACGCACCCACACCAUGGACGCGGUGCCACUGACGCUGGGCCAGGAGUUCAGCGGCUAUGCCCAGCAGUUGGCCUACGCCCAGGAGCGGAUCGACGCCUGUCUGCCGCGUGUCUAUGAGCUGGCUCUGGGCGGCACUGCCGUGGGCACGGGUCUGAACACCCGCAAGGGAUUUGCGGAGAAGUGCGCGGCCAAGAUUGCCGAGCUGACCCACCUGCCGUUCGUCACCGCUCCCAAUAAGUUCGAGGCUCUGGCUGCCCGCGAUGCGAUGGUGGAGGUGCAUGGUGUGCUCAACACGAUCGCCGUCAGUCUGAUGAAGAUCGCCAACGAUAUACGUUUCCUGGGCUCGGGACCACGUUGCGGCCUGGGCGAGCUGUCGCUGCCGGAGAACGAACCGGGUAGCUCCAUCAUGCCCGGCAAGGUGAAUCCCACGCAGUGCGAAUCGCUGACGAUGCUCGCCGCCCAGGUGAUGGGCAACCAGGUGGCCGUGACCAUCGGCGGUUCCAACGGACACUUCGAGCUGAACGUGUUCAAACCUCUGAUUGUGUCCAAUGUGCUGCGCUCCAUUCGGCUGUUGUCUGAUGGAAGCAGAACUUUCACUGCCAACUGCGUUAAUGGAAUCCAGGCCAACCGCGAGAACAUUGCCAAGAUCAUGAACGAAUCCCUGAUGCUGGUGACCGCCCUCAAUCCGCACAUCGGCUACGACAAGGCGGCCAAGAUCGCCAAGACGGCGCACAAGAACGGAACGACCCUCAAGGAGGAGGCCAUCAAUCUGGGCUACCUCACCGAGCAGCAGUUCAAGGACUGGGUGCGACCGGAGGAGAUGCUGGGACCCAAGUAGUAGGCCAACCGUCUGACCUCAUUUCAUUCAUCGCUGCUGUCAACGAAAUUCCGUAUCGGCUUGUCGGGUUUAAGUUCGUUUGUAAUUGAAUCGCUCGGAACACACAGAUCAAUAAUAACUGAAAAUGCUGAAGCAAGCAAGCAAUGGGCUAAAGCUAA
Molecule: messenger RNA, 1713 nt
Organism: Drosophila elegans
Lineage: Eukaryota; Metazoa; Arthropoda; Insecta; Diptera; Drosophilidae
Product: fumarate hydratase, mitochondrial
Exons: 5
Coding region: 65-1555 (496 amino acids)
Biological process (GO): fumarate metabolic process; tricarboxylic acid cycle; malate metabolic process
Cellular component (GO): mitochondrion; tricarboxylic acid cycle heteromeric enzyme complex
Molecular function (GO): fumarate hydratase activity
Source: RefSeq, a predicted model, not a curated record